GAUAAGGCCACGAUUCGCUCUCAAUAUCAUUUCGAAAGAUACGAGCCUCACCCCGACAUGGAGGAGACCCGACCUGCUCCAGAGCUUCUGCUGGCACAACUGGUACUGAGUGCUGUCCUGUUGUUCCUUGUGGGUCAUGCCACAUAUGAAGGAGAAUAUCCUAUCCCCGAAUUCAAGUAUGAGGUUCAUUGGGGUCGUCCCGUUUUCCUAGAAGAAGGACAGAGGAGGGGCGUCGAGAUUCGCGAAUUCCGAGCUGCGUACACCGUGCUCUUGCUGAUGGCAGUCAGUUCAGCUUACUUCUUCACUAACCUCCUGCUGUACGCCACGCUGAAGCUGAUGAGGGAUCCUAUGCCUCUGUACAAGAAGACCACACUGAUCCUGACUCAGGAUGUGAUCUUCUGCUUCCUAAUGUUCGUCUGUAGCAUCGGCGCCGUGUCCUAUCCUGGGGAAAGGGCAGUCAAGAACAGGGAGACUGAAAUCCUCAUCGCCUCAGGUAUUUCAAUUUUCUGUUGCGUGUCUUCCGGUGUGGGAGUUUACUAUUCUUACAAACUUUACAAAGGCCUCUGAAGAACAGCAGUUGGGAAUCUGACUGAAAUGACUACAAAACAACUUCCUGUCCACUACUCGUCGGACAGGAAACUGGUUUCGUUUAUGAACAUGGAUAAAAGGAAACAGGAUCACCGUUGCUCCUAAAAGGGUCUACAAUAUUCUUCGAAUUUCGAACAAAUCUUCCACUUUAUGAAUAUAUAAAUUUUUACAACAGUGCAAUCAUGUCUCUAACAUAAAGGAACCAACGUUUUAUUGUGGUUGUGCUCUAAAAUUUCAUUGGCCUACCUAAUGAAUGGUGUGGAAUAUUGUACCAUGAACCUCGCAAUUAUGGAGUUAUUGAAUUAGACAAAAUAGCGGAAGCAGUAGUACUGUUUCUUUUUAAAACAAUUUCAUGGAAUGUUCCGAAAUGUUCUAAAAACAUCUAUCUAGACUAUCACAAAUUCUCAACACAGAAUGACUAUAUACCAAGAUAGAUUCGAAGUUUUGAUUAGGCACUAAGUACAAUAACAUUGUUGAGAUAGCAUCGAAAGUUAUUGUAACAAAAUUUCUUUUAAUCAUAUUUUACCUGGUACACUUCCUAUCAAGAUUGGAAACACAAUUCUGUACCGGGAUUUAUCUGCAUCUCUGUUUCAUAAACUUUUUUAGAUUCCUGCCGAGUUUUCGCACAAUCGUAAUAUUUUUCGGCUCAAUUAUUUUUUUUCGAUUUUGUCCUUGAAGAAACUUUCGAUGUCAUAAUAAGUUUUCGACUGCUGAUUUCAUUAGAAUAUUACAGUCUCAACAGUCGUUAUUAUUAUUACAUUCUUUAUUACACAUCAUUAAAACAUCAUUUGUAAUUCUAGUAUUUUUUAAAUAUUUCAAAGAAUAAAAAUUGUAAAAAGAA
Argiope bruennichi is the source of this 1429-nucleotide messenger RNA. RefSeq lists its product as uncharacterized. Lineage: Eukaryota; Metazoa; Arthropoda; Arachnida; Araneae; Araneidae. The record is from RefSeq and is a predicted model, not a curated record. The transcript has 4 exons. Bases 58 to 567 code for a protein of 169 amino acids.